UGGGGAUGAGGCGAGGUCGCAGCAAAACCGAGGUUCUUGGUUCCGAGCUGGGUUUCUCAGGACCGGACUGACACUUGCGACUCCUGUCCGAGUCGCGUUGUGCAUUCCGGGAGAGAGAAGUGGCGGCGCCAGAGGCCCCUCCGCAGCCCAGGACUGAAUCCGCCACGCAGGCGCCAGUGACGCCGCCGCCAUUGUUGCCGUGGCCUCUUGAGCCGUUCGGAGUGCGCGGCGGCCGGAUCCCAGCGAAAGGGUCUCUUACUCAUCCUUAUAAGUUCUGGGCUCAAAAUUUGUAACUAAGGCUGCUAUCUUCAUCCUGUUCUGCCUCCAGCUGCCGCAGCUCUUGAUAUGUUUUUGUGGCUGUAAAAUGAUACUCCAAGCAGUUGGCUCAUUACUGGAGAAAUAAAAGAUAUUGCCAGCUUGACUGUCUAAAUCUGUAGCCAUGUUCGCCUCAAGAAAGAGGAUGAACAAUUCUUCACGUUCCCAAAUCCUUCGGAUGUGGAAGCCAAACAAGCCCCAAGGUGGACUUCACAAUUUAGAAAAGCAAACUCUUACUCCAAGACUCUUGUGUGAUACUGAGACCUGUCGACAGAAUUUUAGGAAUUUUCCAUACCCAGACAUGGCUGGUCCUCGAAAGGCAUUGAGUAAACUUCGAGAGCUCUGCCUUAAAUGGUUAAGACCUGAGAUCCACUCAAAGGAACAAAUCCUGGAGCUGCUGGUGCUAGAGCAAUUCCUAACCAUCCUUCCCGGUGAGGUUAGGACGUGGGUCAAGUCCCAGUAUCCAGAGACUACAGAGGAAGUGGUGACUCUGGUGGAAGAGUUGACUCGGAUUCUAGAAGAGGAAGCUCCUCAGAAUUGUGCCCUUCCCCAAGAUACUGCAGAGGAAGACACCAGAGGAAAAUACGCUUUUCAGUCAGAGUGGUUCACUGACUUGGUGACAGAAGAAUCAAUGACAUUCAAAGAUGUGGCUGUGGACAUUACUCAAGAGGACUGGGAGCUAAUGCGUCCUGUACAGAAGGAACUGUACAAGACUGUGACAUUACAAAACUAUUGGAACAUGGUUUCUCUCGGACUGACUGUGUACAGACCAACUGUGAUUCCCACACUGGAAGAACCAUGGAUGGUGAUAAAAGAAAUUUUAGAAGGCCCUAGUCCAGAAUGCAAAACUGAAGCCCAAGCAUGUAUUCCAGGAGAGAAUGUUCCUGAAUUCAAACAAGAUGGAACACAAACCGUCAAGUUGGAAGAUCUUUAUGACUAUGAUGAUGGAUUAGAGAGGCAAGCAACAGAUACCUUCAGUAAAAUUCCCAUCAAUGAAAGAAAUUUCAGUUUGAAGUCAAUCUUUUCACAAGAUGAUCCUACAGAAGAAUAUCUUAGUAAAUAUGACAUAUAUAGAAAUGAUUUUGAAAAGCACUUAAACCUAACUAGACAGUUUGAUACCCAAACAGAUAAUAAAACUUUUACAUAUAGUGAAGACAAGCCAGUCUUUAAUAAUUUCUCAUAUGGUACUGUAUAUAGGAAAAUACUUCCUGGAGAUAAGCCUUAUAAAUGCAAUGUGUGUGGGAAAAAAUUUAGGAAAUACCCAUCCCUCCUGAAACACCAAAGUAGCCAUGCCAAAGAGAAAUCUUACGAAUGUGAAGAAUGUGGGAAAGAGUUUAGGCAUAUUUCAUCCCUCAUUGCACAUCAGAGAAUGCAUACCGGAGAAAAACCAUAUGAAUGCCACCAGUGUGGUAAAGCCUUCAGCCAGCGUGCACACCUUACUAUACAUCAGAGAAUUCAUACUGGAGAAAAACCCUAUAAAUGUAAUGAUUGUGGAAAAGACUUCAGUCAGCGCGCGCACCUUACUAUACAUCAAAGAACCCAUACUGGAGAGAAACCAUAUAGAUGCUUGGAAUGUGGUAAAACCUUCAGCCAUAGUUCAUCACUAAUUAAUCAUCAAAGAGUUCAUACUGGAGAAAAACCUUAUAUAUGCAAUGAAUGUGGAAAAACUUUUAGUCAGAGUACACACCUCCUUCAGCAUCAGAAAAUACAUACUGGAAAGAAACCAUAUAAAUGCAAUGAGUGUUGGAAAGUAUUCAGCCAGAGCACUUACCUUAUUCGACAUCAGAGAAUUCAUUCUGGAGAAAAGUGUUAUAAAUGCAAUGAGUGUGGAAAGGCCUUUGCUCAUUCCUCAACUCUUAUUCAGCAUCAGACUACUCACACUGGAGAGAAAUCCUACAUAUGUAAUAUAUGUGGGAAAGCCUUCAGCCAGAGUGCAAACCUUACUCAGCAUCAUAGAACACAUACUGGAGAAAAACCAUAUAAAUGUAAUGUGUGUGGGAAAGCAUUCAGCCAGAGUGUGCACCUGACUCAACACCAGAGGAUUCAUAAUGGAGAAAAACCCUUUAAAUGCAAUAUAUGUGGGAAAGCAUAUAGACAAGGUGCAAAUCUUACUCAGCAUCAAAGAAUCCAUACUGGAGAGAAACCCUAUAAAUGUAAUGAAUGUGGGAAAGCUUUUAUUUAUUCCUCAUCGCUUAAUCAACAUCAGAGAACUCAUACUGGAGAGAGACCCUAUAAAUGUAAUGAAUGUGACAAAGAUUUUAGCCAGAGAACAUGCCUUAUUCAACACCAGAGAAUUCACACAGGAGAGAAACCCUAUGCAUGUCGAAUAUGUGGUAAAACCUUCACUCAGAGUACAAAUCUUAUUCAGCAUCAGCGAGUUCAUACAGGUGUCAGACAUCGUAAUUAAUGGAUUUUUGAGAUUUAAGUUUUUCAAUUUGGUCACUUUAAUUUUGUAUGCUCUGUGUGCUAAAAGAUUCAAAAGAAAUCUGAAGGAGUACAAUAUAUAUUAGAUAUCACUCAGCAGAAUUACCAGAAUUCAUAAUAUGGAUAUACUCGUUAAAACUUAAUGUGAAAUGUAAAAAAGGAAACUUCGUUGACUUCUUGAACUUUUUUGGUGUCAGUUUAACUCAUUUUAGAAAGAAACUUUAUGAAAAGAUAUUCAAGAAACAUUCCUCAAUUCUCAAGGUAAUUCAAGUAUUUCUUUAGAGGCCUUAUGAGUGUAACUUGGGGUACAGUCCAUCAAGUACAGAUUUCACACUAGAGAGUAAUCCUAAGAUCACAGAAAGAAAAAUGCUAUUUUCAGGCCUUUAUUUCAUCCCAGUUUUGAAACCUUAAAAUAUGUAAAGGUUUCCCUUUGGUCUUUUCCUAUGCCAUUACUGCCAUAUGAAACCAGUGGGUUUUAGGAAAAAAAAAAUUGAAAGUAUCCCAAAGAUUUCUGUGACCACUAUUUAACUGUGCUUUCCCUCAAAUACUGAAAAAUUAAAGAGAAACUUAAUGGAAAAUGAUGUUGAGACAGACAAGCUAGUGUGUAUAACCUUUAGGCAUGUGUACAGACCUAAGCAGACAAAAUUUGAGCACCUCAAUCUUAUGCUAAUGUUUAAAACAGGUAUGCCUUAGGUUUUGACAUCCAAAGUCAUCUUGAAGGAUAAAAGUAAACAUACAGUUCCUGUUUUUUUUCACCUGACUCCUAAAUUCAUAACUUAAAGUUCCCUUGUGGCUCUUUUACUGUAGGAAAUCCGUUUCUUCCACUGAAACGUAUUUCUUGAGUGCCCCCCUGUCCUUUCAGGUCCCAGAUUUCCUGAUUGAACCCUUUCAGGGCUUGUUAUGGUGCUGAAAAUCACAGCUGAUUAAACAACAAAGUGUUCGGCAGUUAUGCAAAAAGGACAUGAUCUUAAGUAUUUAGUUACAGAAUGAGCAUAAGAAACUUGCUAAAAUGGUUGCAGGUAUAACCCCAAAGCCCAAGUCAGGACGUAAUGAAGGCAGCUAUCAAAAUACUGUGCGUAAGAAAUGGAAAAGUGGAUCUGAGUUCACCACAGAGUGAGUCAGGGUAAAAUCAAGGUGAAAGGCGCCUGAGGAAAGAAAAGACCACUGACAAAGCAGAUCUAACGACUUGGUACAUGAAGAAAGUGAAAAAUGAAAUUUAGCCUAUUUGUAAGAAAAAGGGAAAUGGUAGCUUUUAAAGGAAUAAUUACAAACCUGAUACUCCUUCAUACAUGCAAGUAAAUUAGAGGUUACUCAAAUACAUCAAAAAAAUUUUUCCAUUGGAAGAAUAUUGUACAGAAACUUCAUUGCUGUAGUGAUCAUUAAAGCUAAGUUUAUGGGGCUACAGAACAUAAUUGGGAAGCUGGCAGAGAUAGGUUUUAAAAAUACUGUUGAUCUAAUAUCCAUAGUUUUCCACCCACAAUAUGAGACUGGGGUUCCAUUUGGCUUGUAUUUGUUUCUCCAGUGCCUUGCAUAUUGCACAUGAUCAAUACAUGUUGGUCGAAUUAAUGAAUAUGUAAAUUAGAGUUGAGUAAAUGUAGAACUGACUAGCAUGGAGUAAAAAUUGGCAAAACAAAAACAAUGUGUGAAUAUUUAAAAGGAAUGUUUAACGACUGUUGAGUAUUUAUUUACCAGGUAAUAGGAGCUACUUAAAAACGGAAAAAUCAGAAACCUUUCAAGGUGACAAAUUUCUUGGGCUGCAUAUGAAAUACAUAACAGUUAACACCUUGUCAGACACCUUUGCACAAAGAAGUUUUCCUGAGCUAAAUAGGGGAAACUGAUGAAUUCUGCUACCUUAAAUAUUUGUUUGAGCAUGUAUUGACCAUACAGUUUGAUUUAAACAUAAUGUGUUUAUAUAAACAUCCUGCAAAUUGGUGAUAGGAGGAAAGGGUGCCAGCAACUUCAAAGCUAUUAUUGUUGACUAUUUUUCUUAAAGAAAGUGUUGCUUUCCCUUUUCCUGACAUUAGUUAACCUUGAUUUCAUUGUGUCAUCCUUCACAAAGUACAGGUUGCAAAAUACUCAAAUUAUGCUUAAUCCCAUAGUUUUUUUUUAAAAAAUAACAAUUGUAUUUCUGGUGUUGCUUCAUCUCACACAAUACUUCUGUCCUCUGGAAUGAAAGUUUGGAGUGUUACAGUCUGUAUCUUUCUUUGCAUUACUCCACAUUUUCUGCCUUUGUGUUUUAUGUAAAUAGUGCACUUAUAAAGUCUUCCAUUGAUACCCACAGGUAACUGAUGCCAUUAUAAAAAUAAUAGAAUAUAAUAGUACGGAAUACUAGGAUUUUGUGCGUGUUUUUCUCCCUGCUUGUAGAAUUGUCUGAACCAUGAGUAACUCUUUUUUUUUAGUAAAUAGCCUUAUUUUCACCAACUCUUUGUUAAACAAGUUGUAAAAUAUGCGUAGAAGUUUUAAAAUAAUAAAAUGAACUAUAUCCACUGCUGGAUUUUAAAACUAACAUAUUUGCCAUAUUUUGUGCAUAUUACUAAACAGUUGGAAUUUCUCCUCUAAAUGCACCUCAUAGAAAUGAGGACAGUGGUUUCCACAACCACAGAGUCGAAAGAAAAUGAACAGUCCUCUAAAACGCUUGUCUAAAUCCGUAGUGUCUAUUUGCACUUCUAAAGAAAAGCUGAUCCAGUCAGUUUUCACACUUGGAUCUGUUUCAUGUCCCAAGCAAGUCAGACUUUGAUUUGCUUGGGCUGUUCAAGGUGACAAAUUUCUUGGGCUGAAUAUCAAAUAUAUAACACAGUUAAUAACAUACAAGGAUCAAAACUUCCAUUUUUAUAUGAGUGAGGACGACAUUUUUUAGAAGCAGGCAGGCAGCCUGUGGGCUGCAGAUUGGACUUGCCCAAGAGUCCCGACCUUUUGUUUUCCCUCUUUUUACAAAAACAAGUCAGUUAUGUGGUGUUUGACAUUUGGGAUUUAACUGUUGACGUGUACAAGUGCUAUAUUGUAUUUUUGAAGUUUCUGGAAAUUAGAAGUUAAGAUCAAAGGUUUGGUUGACCGAGGGUAAACAUAACCCUUAAUUGAUCUAUUUUCUCUUGCAUCAUUGUCUGGCUGUCAGGUUGACUCACUGUCAGUGAUGUGACAUUCGAUCAUAGAGUUCAAGUGAUAAUCACCAGUUCUUCCCAGGAUAAAGUUACUUUGGCCUGUUGUAAUUAACAUUCUGGACCAACAGUGGGAAAGCAUAUGGACCAGGUGGUUAUAUUCAUACCCAAUACUAAGCCCUACCUUAGUUAACUUUUUCAUCAAAGAUAGCAAAUGGUGAUUUUCUAAUUCUGUUCUUUCCAUAUUCAUUGGGUACUAAUCUCCAAGAAAGAACUUUCCCUUGUUAGUUUGGAAUGCACUUAAUGACAGGGUUAUUCUCAAUUCUUUUCCUUUAAUGACCACUUUAGAGGUUUAAUUACCAGUAAGGUAUUUGGUGGUAUUAUCUGCAGAGAUGACAAAUCACACGAUGUGUUACUCAAUUACGGUGGUUUCUGAUGUGUAAAGUGUCCCAAAUUUGGCUAGUCAGAACCCACCAAAGUAUCUUUUUUAUGUUCUUUUUCACAUCCCCCUCUAGUUAUUGGGCAUUUAAUUUCCUUCUAACCCAGGUAUCUCUGAUUCUCUCUGCACUUCAGUCCCUUAGAUAUGGAAUGAAACAUUUCUCUAGAAAUUCUUUUUAACAGACAGCUACUUAGAAACCAUGAUCUGGUUACAGUGCAUGUUCAUUGUGGCAGCUGAAAUAUCAUUAGCCUUAGUUCUAAAUGUUCAAUUUGGUUUCCAUAGUGAAGAAAUUCUGCACUUAGUUUAUUGGCUACAUAAUGUCUUAAUUAUGUAAUCAGAGAUACAGUUACGUAAGUGGAAUAAACUUUGAGGCACAAAUAACUCAUCCUGAGCAUACAAACUAAAUUGAACAGAACAGAAUUGUUUAGAAAAGAGAAAAUUUAAUCACACAUAGCCUUAUGCCAAGAUUAUCAGGAACAUUUAUAGAGAAAAUAUAGUUUGUCAGUUAAUCUGGCAAGUGAAUUAAAUAGACAACAAGAGGAUAUAUAUGUAUAAUUUCUACUAUAUUGUGUUCUAACUAUUAUGUAUCUUGAUAGUUUAUAAACUUAGUCACCUGUUCCUUUUUUUUUUUUUUCUAUUCAGAGGGUUGAACCCACGGCACAAAUACUACCAGCUCCACACACAAACCCAUUCCAUCACUGUUUUUUGUUUUAUUGUAUUUUGUUUCUGUCUUUUUGACACAGAGUUUCACUGUGCAAUUCAAACCUUGAACUCAUGUAGCCUAGGCUGGCCUCAAACUUGCAGCAAUCCUCCUGCCUCAGUCUCCCAAGUGCUGGGACCACAGAUGUGUACCACCGUACCCAGCUACUGUUUGAUCUUCACACCUUGAAGGCACUAAAUUUCAUUAUCUUUGCAUGUCAAUUCACUUGCAUUUGUAUAUAUAUUCUUCAUCCUGUUGUUCACCCAGUGGCCCUUGCUUUACCCUGGUAGCCCCUUUGAACACUAGAAUAAUUACAAAUGGCAAUCCAUAUAAAUACAUGCAUAAAAUUGUGAUCAACAUUUGUCUUCCACUGUAUAGAUGGGGAAAGUCAGACCUGUGAUGUCUUGCAUGAGGUCUUAUGCCACAGAGUAACACAAUAAGGAUGAGAACCCAUAAUCCCAACUUGUAAUUGUGUUCUUAUUGUAAAAUAAUGGUAAAUAGAGGUUUUAGUACAAACUAUACAGUUUUAUAAAAUUACAGUUAUAAAAACCUACAGUUUUAUAAAACUAGGUAUUUUUGAGAUUAGAGCAUUGAAAAAGUCUUUUACCUGUUUUUAUCUUCUCUCCCAUAUAGUUUCUUCAAAUCUUUCAGAGUAGCGAAGCUUGGGAUGCACCUCCCCCUUCCAAUUUUUGGUCUCCCAUCCAGACGCUUCCCGAGUUUGAGAACUAUAUAGUCAGUGAUCACCUGGAACUGUCUCACAAGAUCUUUAACUGUUAUGGUCAAACCUGAAUUGUUUCUAACCCCCAAACCUUUUCUUUUUAAAUUCAUUAUAACUUUGAUAAGGAAGCUAGAAGUUGUUAUCUUUGAUAAUUGUCUUAAUCCUAUUGAUUUUACAAGCAAGUUGCCUGUUUGAUGCCUACCGAAUGGAGGCAAACACUGUGUCCAGAAGUGGCAAAGUAGCUGGACAUGGACUAAAAUGGAAUUUUAUAGUCAGUCGAGCAUCAUCCUUACGCUCAGGUCCUAGGAAGCCCCAACUACUGAAGUACUAGAGUACCACUAAUAUGAAGAUGAUCAAGGCUACAAGGAGGGAUACUCAUGGUUCUGCCCUUCCAGGAACCUAAAGAAAGAAGGUCAUGGAUGACAUUUGACUUUUAAAUGACUAUAGUGAAGAAAAAAAGUCUGAAAACUACGAAAAAGAAAAAAGAAAUAGCUCAAACCUGUGUGAGCAAAGAACAUAAUGGCCAUUUUCCCCUUAUUUUCAGAAGUAAAACUGUAAAACACCAGAGAAACGAAGAAGCCAAAGAUUCGGGUCUACCUUAAAACACUUAUAAGCCAACCAGGAUUAUGCACCAAAGUGAGAGGUCAAAUGAAAACCUGGAAAUGGUUCUAAAAGCAGGCCAUGAAUUUUGAUAUUUUAGCCAGCACCUUGAAUUCCCAGAUCUAGGUGAAUACUGUUCCAUUUCUCUGCCAAGAUUGGGCAAAAUAUUGCUGGCUGGAAGUUCAAGCUAAAGGUGAUUUUUACAGUUUCACAUGUUUGGGAAAAUACAAAAGUAUUUGAUGACAUACGAAAGUUGUAUGAAAUUCAAAUUUCAGUGUGAAUAAAGUUUGUUGGAUUAUC
Molecule: messenger RNA, 8591 nt
Organism: Cavia porcellus (domestic guinea pig)
Lineage: Eukaryota; Metazoa; Chordata; Mammalia; Rodentia; Caviidae
Gene: Znf287
Product: zinc finger protein 287
Exons: 6
Coding region: 440-2722 (760 amino acids)
Biological process (GO): regulation of DNA-templated transcription
Source: RefSeq, a predicted model, not a curated record